This is a messenger RNA of Cyanistes caeruleus (blue tit), 4547 nucleotides long. The record is from RefSeq and is a predicted model, not a curated record. NCBI's taxonomy places the organism in Eukaryota, Metazoa, Chordata, Aves, Passeriformes, Paridae.
GCCUGAAGGCUGCGCAGCUCCAGCGGGCGGCACGAGUCCAGCCCAGCUUCCAGCCCGCAUCCUGGGCAUGGAAAUGCUCCCGGCUGUAGCACACCCGUCUCUGCCAAAUAACGUGGGCUUGGCUUUGUCAUCCCUCUUGUCCUGUUGGAAAAUGAAUCUAUGCUUUAGCCUAUUGUGGUUUAAAUAUAGAUUUAAAGAAAUAAGAUUAUUUGUAAAUACGGACGUAGAAUUGGGUCUGACAUAUUUGGCUGAGUUACACGACUUUGAAGUCAAGAGUGUAAUAAUUUUCUUAAUUUUUUUUUAGAGCAACGUUUCAUUUCACCUUUUCUGGGAUGGAGAUUUCUUCUCACCAGUUUCACCUCUUGCAGCAACUAAAUGAGCAGCGCAGGCAGGACUUGUUCUGUGACUGCAACAUCCUGGUGGAGGGCAAGGUCUUCAAAGCCCAUCGCAAUGUGCUGUUCGCCAGCAGUGGCUAGAGCUCGAAGGAGACGAGUCAGUCCACAACAGCCACUUUCCAGGCCUUCUCUCCUGACACCUUUACAGUUAUCCUAGAUUUUGUGUAUUCAGGAAAACUGUCCCUCACUGGUCAGAAUGUCAUCGAAGUCAUGUCAGCUGCCAGCUAUCUGCAGAUGACCGAUGUGAUCAGCGUGUGUAAAACCUUCAUAAAGUCAUCGCUGGACAUCAGUGAGAAGGAGAAGGAUCGCUACUUCAGCCUGUCAGACAAAGAUGUGAGUUCCAACGGUGUGGACCGAUCCUGUGUGUACAGUGGAGGGUGGAGGGCAGAGAGCAGCCCCCCACAUUCCCACUCGAGCCCAGACCCUGGGACUUGUAUGAUGGGCGGGAAUGCUUGGAGCAAUUUCAACUAUUACCCCACCUCUCAAAGAAAUGCCCAGCAGCAGCUGUCCAAACACGAGCAGCGGCAGGAUUCCAUCAAGAAAUCCCGGCACCUGGGGCUGCAGCAACCUUCUGACAUCCCACACUAUAAAUCAAGCAAGCUGGAGGACAGGGCUGCCGAGCCUGCCGGCCACGCUGCGCCGGCUGAGGAGCAAGUUCACAUUGACCCGGAGGUUGAAGCUCCUCACGUGGGCUACCAGUUCAGCCAAGGGGCUGAAGUGAUGCCCAGGGGCUUGGCUGUGUCGCAGCAGGAGCACGAGUCACCCCGCUCCUCCAGUAAAUCCAAGUCCUCCAAAGCUGAGGAGCAGUACGGGAGCAUGCCCUCCAUCCUUGGAGUCAUGGGGAGCUGGGCUGAAGAUGACCUAGCCAGGAUGAGGUUCAAGUGUCCAUUCUGUAGCCACGUGGUGAAGAGAAAAGCUGACCUCAAGCGUCACCUUCGCUGUCACACAGGGGAGCGGCCGUACCCCUGCGAGGCGUGUGGGAAGAGAUUCAGCAGGCUGGAUCACCUCAGCAGCCAUUUUCGAACUAUCCACCAAGCGUGCAAACCCAUCUGCAGGAAGUGCAAGCGCCACGUGACCGAGCUGACGGGACAGGUGGUCCAGGAGGGGACCCGGCGUUACAGACUGUGCAACGAGUGCCUGGCUGAGGCUGGCAUUGACAGUAUCCGCAUUGACUUGGAGGCUGAGGCGCCUCUGGAAUUCCCACAGGAUGGGGACAAGGAUUCCAGGUGGCACUACGGGGAGGACAACAGGUCUGACGUGGAGAUCGUGGAGGAUGGCUCAACCGACUUGGUCAUCCAGCAAGUCGAUGACAGUGAGGAUGAAGCAGAGGAGAAGGAAGUGAAACCAAAUAUUAGGUAGUUGGAAGACAAGGAUUGGGAAUUCCAUGGAAGAGGGAGAAUCUACUGUGACCUGAUGUCCUCUGCCAGCUGAUCCUACAAAGACACAUGGUUGAACAGGUCCAGACUUGCAUGUAUUUAUGGACACGUCAUUGAGGCCAUGCUGGUUUGUUAGCAGAACACCCAUGCGUUGUUUUGUUAAAAAGAAUCCAUCCUGAAAUUAUGGAUAAACAAGGAAACUGCAAUAUUACAUGGAUAAUUUUUAUAGCAGGCAAUGGGGCACGUCUCAAAGCCUCAAAGAGAGGGAGUGAGCUCUAAAUACUUUUCAAAAGUUGCAGGUUAUUGUAAAUUUCCCAUUUUAUAUGCUUGUAAAGAGGUGUGGUUUAUAUCAUUGGGCUAUAAAUGAAUUAUAAAGACCCCCCCACACCAGACAACCUCUCUUGAGUGUUCAGAAGUGAAGAGAAUCUUCCAUGAAAUUUCACAAAAUCUUCAUGUUAUGAUAAGAAAAAAGGCAGCUAAUUAAGAAAGAGCAUUUAAAAUGUUUUGGCACUUUUGUCUGGAAAAGGACUUCUGUAAAAUUUAUUAGGACGAGGUGAAUCUUUAAUAGAUCAUAUGCUCAAGACCUAUUUCUUUAAAAGAAAGUAAGCACAUCAAUGCUUAACACAUCAGAGACAAACUGAUUAAAAAUUUGGAUCAUUAAUUGAUGCCAUUGGAUGCUUUAGUCUCAAAAUUAGGAUCUCAGACUGGGCUGUUUUAAUAAGCACUAUUAAAAAUACUCUUUUUUUUGUAUUUUGAAACCUCUCAAAAGUGCCCAGACAUGGUGGGAUUGUUGGCAUGCAGGGCCAGGAGUUGGAUUUAGAUGAUCUUUGUGGGUCACUCCAGCUCAGGAUAUCGAAUUCUGUGCACCUUUUCCAGUCUGUACCAGUGAGACCAAGAUGUACUGGAAGUUCCAGACACUAUAUUUGUGUCAUUUCACCCACAAUUAGGCUACAGAGAUGAAUAACGAUGAAGGAAUUUUACUUCUCUAACAAAAGAAGUUAUUUGUUUUUGUUGCUUAGUGAGUUUCUCUUACCCAGCACUGUCAGGAGAGGAGCAGGAGAUGCUCCUGGGGCUCUGCAUUCCUCGGACAGACCUGAGUGUUAUUCCAGUUCUUGGGAUCAUGGAACUCAAUGGCUGUAGACUUAGAAAAUGAUAUAUUUUUUUCUUUUUUACAGCUUUGUAAGCAUGUUUGGCUGAACCCUGGGGUUUCUUAGACAACAAGCCCAUAUAAAUAUAUAUAUAUAUACUAUAUAACCUUUCCCAGGGACAGCUAAAAAGUCACUAUGUUAUUUUUAGUUGUGUAAAAACUGUAUAACUUUCUUGUAUCAUCAUGACCAGAGAGUGCAGCAUUUUUAUUCCAGGCUACAGGUGACCAACAAAUGACAACUUGAGAACUUCAUGCUAAAUUCAGUGUAAGCAUUAAGCACCCUCCUCUCCAUGGGAAGCAUCCCAAGGACACAAGAAAUGGUGUUUUAUUGUUCCUACAAAAAUUAUAAUUUAUUGGCUUAGGUUUGGGGAGGGGGUGACUUAAAAAUCUUUGUGAUGACCCAGAUGAAAAUGUCUUAAAUAAGACUUAUACUCUAUUUUAUGGGACACUUGGUCAGCAGCCCAAAACUGGACUUGAUGUGAAAACAGACAUUUAAUUUCCUGGAGCUUUUAAACUCCUAAAAUGCCUGUUAUGAAAUGGCUAAGAAAUAUUCCUGAGCAACCUGGACUAAAUCAAAUACACAGAACAAGAAAUAUUUCAAAGAAUAUGGAGUAACUUUGCUCAAAUUUCAUAGAUGUUUCCCUUUCCCUUUCCAUUAAACAGUUUGACAACAAAUCCCAGGUAUCAGUGCCUGCUGUUCCAGGAUAAAAAAUGGCUGGAAUUGGUUUGUGUGUGUUUGGGGAUGGAUAAAGGGGAGGGGAAAAUAAAGUGUUCUCUCCAGGCCUGAAAUCUUAACUGCCAACUGCAAAGGUCAGACUAUUAAGUGUUUCUUAAUAGUGGGGGUGUUUUUAGGAUUUUUGGAUCAAUACUCAAUUUAAUUAGAGAUCAUAAAUCUUAACAAUACUGAGGACCAGAUGCUUCAGAACAAGAUCUGAAGUGGCUCUAAAUGGGCAGAUGGAACAAUCUAUCCACAGGAAGACUUUUUAAACACAGGCAGAUGAAUUGUUGAUUUGCAGGGCAAAUGAGGGCUUUUUUUCUGGAUUUCUAUGUUGUUAUUCUCAGUAGCAUAACUAGAUAUUUGUAGUCAUUUUUAAAGUAUCUUAUUAAGCUUGGAGGUUUAGCUCAAGGCUGCGAUUCCCACAGGUCAAUGAUGUUUUUCUGUUUUUUAAAAGUUACCAUUUUUACAUUUGUUGCCUUAAUUUUGGUCGUUGUUUCCUUAUUUUUGUAUUGCAAGACAAGAUAAACGUUAAGUGCCUUCUGUUUUCCAUGUCCUUCAUUUUACAGUCACGUAUUUUCCUUGUUUUUAUUUUUUUCUCUAAAUGAAAGUAUUUGUUUUCUUUUUGUCUCCUUCCAUUACCUCUGAUUGUCUUCAUAUUUCUGUGAGGAUCACGUGCCCCUCAUCAGCACAAGGAACAUUUCCUUUCCUUUCAAGGAGGAAAGUAAAGACCACAUAGGGAUGUUCCCACUAAAUUUAUUUAUUUCCUUGUAUUUCUUUCAUCUUCGUCUCUUAGGGAUACGGUUUAGUGCUGGACUUGAUCUUAAAGGUCUUUUCUAAGGAAUUCUGUGAUUAUUUUUACUUGGUUUCUGUUUACUUUGUGUUCAUAAACCACAGUCAAGAGUGAAAACAAA